This is a messenger RNA of Xyrauchen texanus (razorback sucker), 7023 nucleotides long. RefSeq names its product phosphodiesterase 4A, cAMP-specific (gene pde4a). Bases 1 to 2319 code for a protein of 772 amino acids. Gene Ontology annotation, biological process: signal transduction. The transcript has 17 exons. The record is from RefSeq and is a predicted model, not a curated record. Gene Ontology annotation, molecular function: 3',5'-cyclic-AMP phosphodiesterase activity. NCBI's taxonomy places the organism in Eukaryota, Metazoa, Chordata, Actinopteri, Cypriniformes, Catostomidae. Gene Ontology annotation, cellular component: cytosol; nucleus; perinuclear region of cytoplasm.
AUGGAACCGCCACCUUGCUCGAAGAAGAGCUUGUCUCUUUCGUUGCCGGUUCCCCGGGAGGGACAGGCGACCCUUAAGCCUCCGCAGCAUCUUUGGAGACAGCCACGGACCCCCAUCAAAAUCAAACACCGCGGUUACUCUGACACCGACCGGCAUCACCACCGACAGAUAGAGCGCUCAAAUGCCAUGGACACGAGUGACCGGCCGGGGCUCAAGAAGUCCCGCAUGUCCUGGCCAUCGUCGUUCCACGGCACAACCAGCGGCAGCGGGGGGGUGGGGGGUGGGGGGUGUAAGCACUAUGAUGGGGAGAAUGGGCCCUCUCCUGGCCGAAGCCCUAUGGAUUCGCAGGCGAGUCCUGGGCUGGUGCUUCAUCCCUCUUUCCCUCAGAGUCAAAGGAGGGAAUCCUUCCUUUACCGAUCCGACUCUGACUAUGACGUGUCCCCCAAGACCAUGUCACGAAACUCCUCCAUCAACAGCGAGGGUCAUGCUGAAGAUCUCAUAGUCACCCCUUUUGCUCAGGUGUUGGCUAGUCUACGAACUGUCAGAAGCAACUUCACCAUUCUCGCAAAUGUCACGACUCCCACCAACAAAAGGUCGCCAGUGACAAGCCACCCCACCGUUCCCCCAGCAACGCUCUCAGAGGAAACAUACCAGCAGAUGGCUCGUGAGACUCUGGAGGAACUUGACUGGUGUUUGGACCAGCUGGAGACCAUUCAGACCCACCGCUCUGUUAGCGAGAUGGCCUCCAACAAGUUCAAGAGGAUGUUAAACAGGGAACUGUCUCAUCUGUCUGAGAUGAGUCGCUCGGGGAAUCAGGUGUCUGAAUACAUCUCUACUACCUUCCUUGAUAAGCAGAAUGAGGUGGAUAUUCCAUCUCCUACUCUCCGGGAGCAAGAGAAACCGAUGUCUCACAUCAGCGGUGUCAAGAAGCUUACACAUAGCUCAAGCCUCACUAGUGCAGCCCUACCCCGCUUUGGGGUCAAAACCGAACAGGAGGAUUCACUGGCAAGGGAGUUAAAUGACUUAGACAAGUGGGGCCUUAAUAUCUUCCAUGUGGCUAACUACUCCAAUAACAGACCUCUAAGUUGCAUCAUGUUUGCCAUCUUUCAGGAAAGGGAUCUGUUGAAAACAUUUCGGAUUCCAGUGGACACGUUUAUUACCUAUGUGAUGACACUGGAAGACCACUACCAUGCCAAUGUGGCCUAUCACAACAGCCUGCAUGCCGCUGAUGUUACACAGUCAACACAUGUGCUGCUGUCCACACCAGCACUGGACGCGGUUUUCACUGAUCUUGAAAUCCUGGCUGCAUUGUUCGCUGCUGCCAUUCAUGACGUUGACCACCCUGGAGUUUCCAACCAGUUCCUCAUCAACACCAACUCUGAACUGGCAUUAAUGUACAAUGAUGAGUCUGUGUUGGAGAACCAUCACCUAGCUGUAGGCUUCAAGCUUCUGCAUGAGGAGAACUGUGACAUCUUUCAGAACCUUACCAAACGACAACGGCAGAGUCUGCGCAAACUGGUCAUCGACAUGGUUCUAGCAACAGACAUGUCAAAACAUAUGAGCUUGCUGGCAGAUCUAAAGACAAUGGUGGAAACCAAGAAAGUGACCAGUUCAGGAGUGUUGAUGUUGGACCAUUACAAUGACCGAAUACAGGUCCUACGGAACAUGGUGCAUUGUGCUGACCUUAGUAACCCAACCAAGCCCCUGGCAGUGUACAGGCAGUGGACUGAGCGCAUUAUGGAGGAGUUCUUCCGGCAGGGUGAUAAAGAACGAGAGCGUGGGAUGGAAAUCAGUCCCAUGUGUGACAAACACACGGCAUCCGUGGAAAAGAGUCAGGUGGGCUUUAUCGAUUAUAUAGUGCAUCCCCUGUGGGAAACCUGGGGGGACCUGGUCCACCCUGAUGCUCAGGAAAUUUUGGACACCCUAGAGGACAACCGGGACUGGUACCAAAGCACCAUUCCACAGAGCCCUUCGCCACCGCCUGACGGCCCAGAUAAUGAGCUUGAAUCCUGCACAAACAAAUUCCAGUUUGAGCUCACCCUGGAGGGAGAGACGGGACAGGACGACGGCUCUCCCAGUCACAACCAUAUUGGCAGCAACGGUCAAGAGGAGCUGGAGGAAAAGAAAGAGGAGGAAAUUGAGGAGGAAGAAAAAAUGGAGGAUGAGGAGGAAGUUACAGAGGUAGUGGUAGAAAGGUCAGGACAGAGACGACUGCAGGUUCAGUCAGUGGUCAAGGAGGAGGAUGAGAGACAGUCGGAUGAGAGUCCUGUGGAGGAGGCGGAUGAGGAGAAGUCGUCCUCUCCUACUGAUGACACGUAAUCCUCAAGACUCAAUAAACAGCUGUCAGGCCCAGAGGGCUAAGUAGGGGACAUACUUCAAAAACUCAGUCCCUACUCUCUACCAUUCACAGAGUACUCUUCUGUUUCUGAUAGCUAACCAAUUCAAUAAGACAUUUUAUUUUAUUUUUCAAAAAGGGAACAAAAUAAUAUUGAUAUCAGAGAAGUAUUUAACACAGCAACUGUAGAUUUUGAGUGUGUGCUGGAGUUAUCCCAGCGGAGAGGAGGAGCUUUUAUGGAGAUAUUGAAUUAUGCUGGGGUUUGUAACGGGCCAUUAAGUCAGAGUAGCACUCUGGAUUUUCCACACAUACACACACACACACACACACACACACACACACACACACACAAUGUGUAUAAACAAAUUCACAGUCACACAUGAGUUUUAACCUAAAAUACUGAAUCCACACACUACAUGCAAACACACGGCUGUGUGUCUGUGUAUGUGUUCAGGGGGCUUGGAUCUGAAAGGAAUUUUUUGGGAAAAAGCCAUCUAACAAAUUGAGUAUCAGUGUCAAUAAUCUGUUUUUAAAGCAUUCAAACAGGGACUAAAAUCCUCAAUAAUCGUGAUUAGUGAAAUCUGAGAGACUUUUUUCAAUUUCUGUCAUAAAGAGAACACAGUUACACUUGGGGAGAGAAAUAUAAGAUUGGCCUGUUGUCCAGAAGACUACGGGGGGAUAUGGAUGUCGGAGCAAAGGAGGAAGCACUGAUGGCAUGAUUUGUUUGUGGGUCCCAACCCCACUUUCACUAUACCCAGGAGUGCUACCAGGGCGAGAUGGCCAUGUGCCUUUCUGUACCACCAGCUUCAACUCUGGAGCUAUUGUGAAGCAAUGCAUCGUGGGACAGGAGUGUCUGCUUUUGUCUUCAUUUUUGAUUGUCUCUUUUUAAGCAAUCUUAUCAUUUUCUGUUAUGCUUUGUGUGGAUAUGGAGUGUCUUUCACAAUGUCUUUGUGAUAAUUCCUUCUCUCAUCUUGGCUGAGCAAUUAAGGCCUAGAUUUGGAGUCAUUGCUCACGGACUGCUCUCACUUUCUGUGUGAAUAAUUAAUGAUAGUCACUUUUUGAGGAUAAGCCAUGGGAUGCUUUGUUUCAUAUGUUUUGUCUUCUUUUGUUUUUCUUUUGUUAUAUCCAUUUUUGCCAGAGUCUACUAAAUAGCAGCUCACAUUCACACAGACUCUCCCACCUUCACCCACUCACACUGGUAAUACAUUCUCUGUCAUCGCCACAGAAACACUGCAUUAUGUUUUGCCAAAGGAAUGAGUGCUUAACUGGUAAGUUGGUGAAGCUUCGAUCGUGGGAGCUAUAGGUGCAGGAUAAGACAAAGCAUAUCUAAAGGGCUGUUCAGACUGAAUGUGCUCUAGCACUAAAAAAGCAUGACGCAACGCAAACAGGUGUCUUAAGAUGCACUUUUAAAAUUUAAAGCUGAAGUAUGUAACUUUUUCAGUGUUAAAAUACUUUCCUCUAUCCCAGCCAUUAUAAGUAAGCCAUUCAUACUGUAGGUUAAUUUUCUCAAAAACGGUAAACACUGUGUCUCUGUGGCGCUAUAAAAUUCCUGUGUUUGUUUUGCGAGACCUGCUUAGACCUGCCCCAACAACAUUACUCAACCAAUGGCGUCUGUUUGAACAACAGCAUAUGGAGGACGUAUUCAGAAAGCUUGUUUUGUAAACAUUAGUGGCGCAGAAAUUACAUACUUCAGCUUUAAGUUAUUUUUAUGCUUUAAAUUAAGCUCAAUCGACAGCAUUUUGGCAUAAUGCUGAUUACCACAAAAACUGUACUUCAACUUCCAACACUAUGAAAAUGAAUGGGAGUUUAAAAGCAGAAAUGUGAAGUUUACAAAUGCAUUUAAUUCAAUUAUUUUGUCAAAGCUCUUGUAUUAUUUGAGAUAUAAUAUUGUUUAUAUCAAAACUUUUACAUCUUAGUGUUUAUGGCGUUAUGUCAUCAUGGCAACAAAGCUGUAAUAUUGGCUAUAACAUUACAGAGAAAAGGUUAGUAAGCAAUUUUAUCACAAAAAUCAUGUUGACAAGUAUAUAUUUACAUCUUGUUGCUAUACUUUUGAAACAGUAUUUUAAUGUUUACAGGUUGGCCCCAUUAACUUCCAUUGUUAGUGCCUCACUUUAAGGAAUAUUCUGGGUUCAGUACAAGUUAAGCUCAAUCGGCAGCAUUUGUGGCAUAAUGUUGAUUACCACAAAAAAUUAUUUCUACCCUAAUUUAUUAAAAAAAAGCACAAAUUGAGGUUACGGUGAGACACUUACAAUGGAAGUGAAUGGGGCAAUUUUUUGAGGGUUUAAAUGCAGAAAUGUGAAGCUUUUAAUCUUAUAAAAGCACUUUAUACUACAUUCAUUCUUUUGUUAAAACUGAGCUAUAAAGUUGUUUAAAUCAUCAUUUUCACAUUCGUUUCAGGGUUUGUUGACAUUACAUUGACAAGUUGGAUAUAAUGUAACUUAAUACCUUAAAGGUUAGUAAGAGAUUGUAUCACAUUAAAAUCACACAUAUAUAUACACAUAUAAUUUACGUCUUGUGGCUACACUUUUAACAGUGAGUAUUUUAAAGUUUUGUACCUCACUUUUUUUUUUAAGAAAAGGAGCGACGAGUCCAAAUAGUUUUUUGUUGUAAUCAACAUUAUUCCACAAAUGCUGUUGAUUGAGCUUAACUUGUAUUGAACCCAGAAUAUUCCUUUAAUCUUGACAUGUCAUCAAAACAGCACAGAUCGCUCCUGCACGAGAUGAGGAAAAAAAGCAAAAUGAGGCACAAAGAUAUAAAACGUCCAGAUUGUGCAUUUUUACAUUAAAAAAAAAACAAUUGUAAAACAACACAGACUGAUGCAAACAUUGUUCAGUGUGGACGGCCCCUAAGAGAGGAAGUGAUUGAUGUUGAGAGAAUGCAAGGACUUAUCUGUCCUAGGAACAGAGGUGCAAGGAGUAACAUGCAACCAUAUUGAGUUUGAUGCUUUUUUGCCUUAAUGUCAACUGCAGGGUUUACCUGUCACAUUGUGGUAUAAUAAGAUGUUGGCAUUAUAUUCCAGAGUAUUUGUUUCAUGUCUAUAUGCCUUGAUAAUGUCUGUGAAUACACCGUAUAGUACCAUCUGCACUGACAUAACUGGAGGUGUUGUGAAGUAUUUUCUGCAUGGCAAGAUUUACUACAUCAGUCUAAAGAGCGAGAAAACAGGUCAUACCGUUAAAUGUAACUGUUGCUCUAAUGUAUUUAUCAUCUUUGUCUAAUCUUAUCUAUUUGUUAAUGAGAGAGGGAGCGAGUAUGAAAAUCAGAGAAUGAGUUCUCAGGUUGAUGUUAGAAUUGCAAUAUUGCCUCUCAUCUCUCAGAUUUCAGUUUGAUUUUAGUUCAGUUGAAUGAACAAUUGUUGCUAUAUUGUGCAGCAGCAUUUGUAAGAAUCCCUCUUGAAGCAUAAUGACAUGCUAGUUUCUGCUGGUCAGUAGCUUAGCUUUACACAAGUCUGUGCCUGCAGAGCAGAAACAUGGGGUCAUACCGGUAUAUAUGUGAUGGCCGUACUUGUCUCUGACAGGAUUAGAGGAUGUUAUGGUAUGACGUCUAAGUUUUAAUUAGUGGACAACAGAAGGAAGGCCCAAGCUUGCACGAUCGAUGUGUGUGAAUUGACGUCAUUCCCAUCUACAUUUCCCUGUCUUACCUUCACAAUGCUUUGUUUUGUGGCUUUUCAUUAAUGUUGUGAGCGCUAAGCUAACAAAUAAUAUUUGCCAUUUUAACACGACACUGUAGCAAUUGUUUCUUAUUAAGAAAUUAUUCAAGUUAAUUCCUUGCUGCCAUUCUUUUUGGAUAUCAAAAGGAAAAACUAUUGUUUUCUUUGAACAGUUUGUGUACAGUUUUUAUUUUUGUAUCAUUCUGGUUUGAUGGUUUGAAAAUAUUAAAAAUACUAUCUAAUAUAAAUAGUUGGCUAAUCACUGCUUGUUUUGUAUAUACUGUAAUGUUGAAUUUUACAUUUAAAAUCUCUCAGAAUCAGUCAUCAAUCAAUGAAUCACUUUUAGUUGUAAUGAACUAUAGUUGAAUUGUGGAAUUUCACUUUCCCCUUCAUUUCUCCUUGUCACUGUUUUGGGGAUUUCAGUAAACCUCCCGCCACAUUUAAAUGUGUAUAUUUGAAUUGUAUUGGAAAAUAGACUACUCACUGGUUAUUUCUAAAACUUGUAUUUACCAGCACUUUAUUUUUCCGUAGGUUGUGAGAUGGAUGAUAUCAGGGGGAAUGGUACAUACUGAUUCAUGUAUAGCGUGGUACAGGGUGAAUGGCUCGGCCCAAACUUCUUCAUUUUGGUCCAAAAAUGCCAUUUUCUGCUUAAGCACUGAGCAACAUCAGCUCCUCUGUGUCAAUAAUCCACAUGCUAAUGGCUUUUGUUAGGUUUUGAAAUACUUCUGUGAGGUUAAUAACCAAGUGACAGUCAGAAGGAUAACAUGGCUUAAUCAGAGAACAGUUUUUCUUUGUACUGUGAAGUCAUGCCUCAUGAGACUCUCCAAUGAAAUUAUUCUCUGGGCUUUAAAUAAUAUGUUACUUGUUCACAAGUUAUGGUAAUAAUAUAAAUAAAAAAGAAAACAGGAAAAUGAUUGUAAUAUUUGUACAUUAUAUUGCUGUAAUGUGUAUAAUGUGCCCAUGUUAUUUUAUAUGAUAUUAUUUUUAUGAAAUGUUUUCCUCUGAGAGAACUGAGUUGUCAUUUUGUGAAUAAAUGCAUUUA